GUAUUCCCACGCUUUUAACCUUUCCUCCGACGCGCCUCGUAUGGACAACAAUGACUAUUUCUCCAUUGAUGCCAUUCUCGCUGAAAAUCAAAAACUACAGUUGACAUUCACGCAACCCAUUCCGGACAUGGGUCACCUUGGCGGUGGUUCGGAGAACGAUAUAGCUCCUAACGCGAAACGGCAGAUUCCAGUUUGGUUGGUGUACACGAUCGUUUACCUAGGAUAUGCAGAAUUCAAUAUACCCCCUCCGUUUAGCUCCAAAGUGCGUAACGCGCUUCGAGCGGAACCACGAAGUGUCAGACUGUCAAAUCUCGUUGGAGCGGGAGGCUUGUGGUACGGGUUCGGGAAAACGAUUACGGAAAUGCUCAGUGACGAACAAGGGAAAGAAAUGUCAGAAAUGCUAACAAGCGUGCGUCGACAAACGCAGAUAUUCAGUGGGUUGACACAUGGAAUAGACCUUCAAGGGGCGUCUCGUCGAGGUCAUCGAUCAAGCCCAGCACUUCGCUGCGCUGGGUCCUGUGGGAGGGGGAGGCGGGCCCACUGGAGAUUCGGCACAAGCAUUUCGUGAGGGUUUGGAUGUCACAGAACGAGAAUUGUUCACACUGGCGCAAGAAAGUGCAAAACGAAUGAAAAAGUGGUACGAGGACAGCGAUAAGGGAGGACGAUGAACUAUGAAUUUUUUUUCGAAUCCAAAUCUUGCUUCUUCUCAUCGGGUGCAAUUUUCUUCAGCUCGUAAACGAACCUGUAUUGUCCAUGACUGCGUUACACUUCAGAGAUUAGUGCAUUGUAAUUAUCACACACCAUUUUACGCUAGCCCACAAGCAUAAUUCGAUGAAUAUCAAACUCAAGAUAUGGACGUUGCCGUGCGUGACGAAAAGGAGUCCAAGGAGGAUUAGAAGUAGCCCAACGAACGCAGCAUCCAAAAUAAGGAGGAAUGUCGGAUGAACAGAUGACCCAGGGGCAAGGAUAUUAGAGAAAAACGAUACGGUAGAAUCGACAUGAUUGCUUGGCUCUUCGGACAUCAACAAAUAUUUCAAUGCUCGAGAGGGAGAGCUAG
Molecule: messenger RNA, 1057 nt
Organism: Marasmius oreades (fairy-ring Marasmius)
Lineage: Eukaryota; Fungi; Basidiomycota; Agaricomycetes; Agaricales; Marasmiaceae
Exons: 6
Coding region: 41-568 (175 amino acids)
Biological process (GO): mitotic DNA replication initiation
Cellular component (GO): GINS complex
Source: RefSeq, a predicted model, not a curated record